Molecule: messenger RNA, 1482 nt
Organism: Mesitornis unicolor (brown roatelo)
Lineage: Eukaryota; Metazoa; Chordata; Aves; Mesitornithiformes; Mesitornithidae
Gene: LRSAM1
Product: leucine rich repeat and sterile alpha motif containing 1
Exons: 19
Molecular function (GO): protein binding
Source: RefSeq, a predicted model, not a curated record
AUGCCACUCUUCUUCCGUAAGAAGAAACCCAGCGAUGAUGCUCGGAAGCGCCUUGAAUACCAAAUGUGCCUGGCAAAAGAAGCUGGUGCUGAUGAAGUUCUUGACAUAUCCAAGUGUGAGCUCUCAGAGGUUCCUUAUGGGGCCUUUGCAACUUGUAAAGUCUUGCAGAAAAAGGUGCUGAUUAUUCAUACGAAUAAUCUGACAUCUUUAGUUCCAAAGUCCUGCAGCCUCCUAAGUCUCAUAACUGUGAAGGUUCUAGACCUGCACAACAACCAGCUGGCAUCGCUUCCCGCUGAUAUUGGCCAGCUGACGUCUCUUCAGGUCCUAAACCUUGAAAGGAAUCUUUUAAAAUGUCUUCCACAAUCUGUAGGAGACCUUGCCCAGCUCCAGAUGCUCAAUGUGAAAGGUAACAAGCUGAAGGAGCUGCCAGCUACUGUGAGUGGCUUGCGGAGUUUGCGCUCUCUGGAUGUCAGUGAGAAUGAGCUGCAAGAGCUGCCCCGGGUGCUGGCUCACAUCCGCACUCUGGAGGCGCUGACCCUGGAUGCCUCUUCCAUGACCUACCCAUCGCCUGAUGUUUGCAGUGCAGGCACAGAGUCCAUUCAGCAGUUCCUCUGCAAAGAGUGUGGAAUUCCGUACUACCCUCCCUCGGAGUAUCUACUCCCCACACUGGAGAGUGAUGGAGGAGGAACAUCAGUGGACGGGAUGGACAAGGCAGUGCAUAAGUACUUGGAGGAGGAGAGCGAGUGGCAGAACAAAUUCUUGGAUUACGAAAAGAGGAAGGAAAAGAAAAUGCAGGAGAAGCUGGAAUUUGAGCGGCGCCUGAAUAUGGGGCAGAGAGAACAUGCUCUGCUUAAGGAUGAGAUACUGCAGACAGUGAGAGAGGACCAGAUGAGGCUGGAGGAGGGUCUGACAAAGCACCAGCGCUCUUUGGAGGAGGAGCGCCUGAAGCUGCUGCAGCAGUUGAAGCAAGCGGAGCAAGGCAUCACCGGGCGUAUCCAGAAGCUGCUGGAGGAGAACCAGAGGCAAAAACAAAGUUCAGACAUUCUGAAAUCCUUGGAGAAUGAGAGAAUAAGGAUGGAACAGCUGAUGGCAAUAACACAGGAGGAGACGGAGCAUCUGCGCAGAAGGGAAGUGGCCUCUGCCAUGCAACAAAUGCUGGCUGAGAGCUACAAGAACAAGCUCAUCCAAAUGGCCUAUGAGUCUCGUCGGCAAGACCUUGUCAACCAGGCCUGCUCCAGCCUAGCUGAGAUGGAUCAGAAGUUCCAGCAAAUCCUGGCUUGGCAACAGCUGGAUCAGAACAAAGCUGUCAGCCAGAUCUUGCAGCAGAUUGAGAUGCAGAAAGCUGCCUUUGAAGCUCUCCAAGUGAAGAAGGAUCUGAUGCACAGGCAGAUCAGGAACCAGAUUAAAUUAAUAGAAACAGAGUUAUUGCAGUUGACACAGCUGGAGUUAAAGAGGCAAGAACUGGACACAGAGACGCUGCAG